Molecule: messenger RNA, 2610 nt
Organism: Alternaria novae-zelandiae
Lineage: Eukaryota; Fungi; Ascomycota; Dothideomycetes; Pleosporales; Pleosporaceae
Exons: 3
Coding region: 1-2610 (869 amino acids)
Biological process (GO): glucan catabolic process
Molecular function (GO): beta-glucosidase activity
Source: RefSeq, a predicted model, not a curated record
AUGAUUCCCUCUCUUGUCCUAUGUUUCUCUACACUCGCCGCUGGUGCUGCUCUUCAGCGACGUGAUCCUGUUCCAGCUGGAUAUGUUGCGGCACCAUAUUACCCAGCUCCCCAUGGAGGAUGGGCAUCGGACUGGACUGAGAGCUACCGAAAGGCAUCUCUUCUUGUUUCGAACAUGACACUUGCCGAAAAGACCAACCUCACAGCCGGUAGUGGAAUCUUCAUGGGAAGAUGCGUCGGAAACACAGGCAGCGCAGAAAGAGUAGGCAUCCCUCAGCUCUGCUUGCAGGACGGACCUCUAGGUGUCAGAAACACGGAUCACAACACUGCCUUCCCUGCCGGCAUCACGGUGGGAGCCACAUGGGACAAGGAUCUUCUCUAUCGUCGUGGUGUUGCGAUCGGCGAAGAGUUCCGUGGCAAGGGAGUAAACGUUCAUCUCGGACCGUCGGUCGGUCCGCUAGGACGUAAACCGCGUGGCGGUAGAAACUGGGAAGGAUUCGGCUCAGAUCCUGUUCUCCAGGCUUUUGGUGGGGCUCUUUCCAUCGAAGGCAUCCAGAGCACGGGCGUCAUAGCCACAAUCAAGCAUCUGAUCGCAAACGAGCAGGAAGAGUACCGCAUGUACAACCUGGUCAAGCCUGGCAUCUCAUCGAAUUUGGACGAUCGCACGCUUCAUGAGCUCUAUCUUUGGCCAUUUGCUGAGGGUGUGCGUUCCGGCGUUGGUGCCGUCAUGAUUGCUUACAACGCUGUCAACGGAAGUGCAUGCUCGCAGAACAGUUACUUGAUCAACGGUAUAUUGAAGGAGGAGCUCGGUUUCCAGGGCUUCGUCAUGUCUGACUGGCUUGCUCAGAUCUCCGGUGUCGCUUCGGCGCUCGCAGGACUUGACAUGUCCAUGCCUGGAGACAUCCACACCAUUCCACUCUUUGGCAACUCUUACUGGAUGUACGAGCAGUCGCGUGCCAUUCUCAACGGAUCUCUCCCAGUGGACCGCUUGAACGAUGCUGUCACACGCAUUCUUGCCACCUACUUCAAGAUGGGCCAGGACCAGGACUACCCGCGACCCAAUUUCGAUGCCAACACUCAGAACGCCGAGGGUCCUCUUUAUCCAGGCGCUCUUAUCUCGCCUCAAGGUAUCGUGAAUGAGUUUGUGGAUGUUCAGGGCAACCAUGCAGAGGUCGCUCGUGAAGUGGCCCGCGAUGCUAUCACACUCUUGAAGAAUCAGGACGGCUUGCUACCUCUGUCUUCCAACGGUACCCUGAAGAUCUUUGGCACAGACGCGGAGAAGAACCCCGACGGGAUAAACUCGUGCGCGGACCAAGGAUGCAACAAAGGCACACUAGGAAUGGGAUGGGGAUCUGGCUCAGCGAGAUACCCCUACAUGAACAGCCCGAUCGACGGCUUCAAGACCCGUGGCGCCAACUAUCAGUUCUUCAAUACGGAUUCCUUCCCAGGAAACUCGAACCCAUCGCCGAGCGACACUGCCGUCGUCUUUGUGACUGCAGACUCUGGCGAAAACUAUAUUACUGUUGAGAACAACCCAGGAGAUCGGACUUCUUCGAACCUUAACCUAUGGCACAAUGGCGAUAAGCUUAUCAGGGACGUAGCAGCCAAGUACUCCAACGUUGUGGUUGUGGUACAUACCGUCGGUCCCAUUCUCAUGGAUCAAUGGCACGAUCUACCUUCGGUCAAAGCCGUCCUCUUCGCCCAUCUGCCUGGCCAAGAAGCAGGAGACUCACUGAUGCAGGUUCUCUACGGCGAUGUGUCUCCAUCAGGCCAUCUGCCGUACACUCUCCCCAACUCCGAAGAUGAUUAUCCCCAGUCUUUGAGCCUUGUCGGAUAUCAGAUUGGGCAACCACAGGAUACCUUUACCGAGGGUCUCUACAUCGACUACCGUCACUUCCACAAGGCCAAUAUCACACCUCGGUACGCCUUCGGUCACGGACUCAGCUACACGUCGUUCUCAUUCGCCAACGCGACCAUUACUCCAGUAACUCGGCUUACAGCCGCGCCGCCAGCUCGUCCCGCGAAGGGCGAGACACCCACCUACUCAACCGCCAUCCCUCCGGCUUCCGAGGCGUACUGGCCAGAGAACUUCAACCGCAUCUGGCGCUACCUCUACUCGUGGCUCGACAAGAACGAUGCCGAUGCCGCAGCCAAGAUUGGCAACUCGACUUCGACAUACCCAUACCCCACGGGUUACUCAAACGAGCAGAAACCUGGUCUACCAGCUGGUGGCGCACAAGGAGGAAACCCUGCUCUAUUCGACACGGCAUACGACAUCACCGUCAGCGUCACCAACACGGGAAGCCGCGCGGGCAAGGCCGUCGCACAACUGUACAUCCAGUUCCCCAACGAGAGCACAGUCGACACACCCGUCAUUCAGCUUCGUGACUUUGAAAAGACGAGGGAACUGGAGGCCGGGGCUAGCCAGACGCUUAGUCUGAGGGUCACAAGAAAGGAUCUUAGUGUGUGGGAUGUAGUGUCGCAGAACUGGGUGAUUCCUGCUGUUGGCGGUGAUUAUGGAGUCUGGAUUGGUGCUGCGUCGGAUGAUUUGCAUCUGAGGUGUGGGACGGCGAGUGGAAGCUGUGAGGGUGAUUUGGACAGUCCUGUGUAA